AUGCCGCAGGCGGUAUAUUCACCUUGGUCAUCUUUUCCGGAGCAACAACAGCAGCUGCCGGCAGCUGCAUACAGGCUCUCUGCUUUUCCUUCGGUUCCGAUCACCCUUCAGAGCAACGGUGGUGCUAUUCCUCCAUUUUCUCCAAAUGCUGCAGCGCCUGUGAACGCACCAGCACCAUAUAUUGGUCUCUGGGGCCGCCUAUCACAAUCCUGGCUAAACCGCUGGACGGUCCUCCUCUUUCUUGUCUUCGUCCGCCUCUACAUCGCCUCCAAAUCCCUCUCCUCCGACCUCGCCGUAGCAAAAGCCCAAGCACUCUCAGCAUGUUCCGGCGUAGAGGCUGGAGCGUCUGUCUUGGCUUCAUUACCACAUUACAUGGCGGAUGGGGUGAAUGAGUUGACUGCAAGUGCGAUUGAGAGUGCAGUUGGGGGGUUGGAGAGUGGGUUGCAGUUGAUGAUUACGGGGGUGGAGGAGACGUUGUUGUUUAUUGUGAAUUUGUACAAGGGGACGUAUUUUUGUCUGCUUGAGAUGGCGGUGGGGGGAAGUUUGAGUUCGGCUAUCAGUGCUGCUGAGGAUAUCGGUGAUUGGCUGAACAGUACGCUCGCAACCAUCGAAAGUGGGAUUGACUCUACUGUCGAUGGUCUGAACGAUGACCUGAACGGUAUCGCCAGCAGGAUCGAGACGGCGCUCAAUUUCUUCGACAUCAGCGUCGACAUACCGACCGUUGAUAUCCCCGAGUUAUCAGAGCUAAAGAACCUCUCCAUCCCCUCCGCCUACGACACCGAGCUCCAAAAACUUAACUCCUCCAUCCCCAGCCUCGAAGAAGUCAAGAACAAAACCGACGAAGUCAUCAAAAUCCCCUUCGAGGCCUUGAAAACUUUAAUAAGCAACGAACUCGGGAACUUCACCUUCAACCGCUCACUCAUGAGCGUUCCCGCCGCCGAAACACUGACUUUCUGUUCCGAUAACUCGGAUAUUGAUUCUUUCUUUGAGAAUUUGGCUGAAGCGGUGAAGAAAGCGGUCAACACCAUUAUCGCCAUUAUUCUCGUUUUGUCACUCCUCAUGAUCAUGCCAUCCGCAUUCUCCGAGUUUUGGGGGUGGAGGAAGUUGAGAAUGGAGUCGUUUGUGGCAGCGAGGGCUCUCCAGAUGAAUCAGCCGACGGACCCUAUCGAUAUGGUUUUGACGGCGUCACACCCGUACCAGGCUUUGCUUGGUGGGUAUUUCGCGACCAUGUUCGCAACGCAGAAGAACAAGAACAUGGCAAGGUGGUUCGUGUCGUACAUCACACAUCCGCCCAUGCUCUUUCUCUUGGCAUUUGGGCUUGCUGGACUCCUUGUUUGUGCCCUCCAGGCUACCGUUGUCGACGCCAUUCGGAAGGGUGCGCCUGAACUCGCCGCAGAUAUCAAUGGGUUUCAGACAUUGAUAGAGCAGAAGUUGCUCAAUAGCUCCGAGACCUGGGCAAACUCUACGAACGCGCAAAUCAACUCAACCCAGACAGAUUUGAACGACAAACUCUUCGGAUGGGUGGAGACAUCCACGACCGCCAUGAAUGACACCCUGAACACCUUCGUCGACGAGUUGACAACGGUCCUCAACGACACUUUCGGUGGUACAAUAUUGUACGACCCGAUCGAGGGUGUCAUUAACUGCCUCGUUCUGGUGAAGGUUGCGGGUAUCCAGACUGCGCUGACAUGGAUCCACGAUAAUGCUCAUGUCACCUUUCCGACUGUGCCGACGGAUCUGUUUGCGUUGAGUUCUACCAACAGUACGAGUAACUCCACGACCAGCGGUAACUCGAAGACAGCUACGAAUAGCACGACAAACUCCACCAAGUCAUCAUCAUCGUCACUGCUGGGGUCUUCCGCACAGACAUUAUUGACAGAUUCCACAGAUCAGCUUGCUGACAAGAUGUCAACUGUGUUGGAAGACCUGGCUGACAAAUGGGAGAAAUCCAUUAACUUUGAGGCAAAGGUGUCUGGUGUUCUUGUAGGCAUCUAUUCCGCAAUGAUGUUGGCGGCGAUGUUCUAUGGCCUCGUAGUAGCAGGAAGGAAGGGGAGUGAAGAGAGGGGUGGCUUUGUGGAGAGCAGCGAGAAGGUUGUUCCCGUACUCGAUAUGCGUGACAGCAUAGACGAUGGCAAGUCCAUUACGCGUGAAAAAUCCAUUGAAGCACCCAUGGCUGGUCCGAUGCUGGACUUCAAUUUCGGUCUUGACGACCUCAUAAACGAGAAGGACGAGAAGUCACAGACCGUGAAGGAGAAGGUUCGUGACUACACUUCAAAGAAGGCUAGAGAUCCCGUUUCGAGGUUUUCAGCGACAAAGAGUUUUAUCUCCAGAUUCAUGCGAAGGGAUUAG
Messenger RNA from Saitoella complicata NRRL Y-17804, 2349 nucleotides. RefSeq lists its product as uncharacterized. The coding region runs from base 1 to 2349 and encodes 782 amino acids. NCBI's taxonomy places the organism in Eukaryota, Fungi, Ascomycota, Saitoellomycetes, Saitoellales, Saitoellaceae. Gene Ontology annotation, cellular component: mating projection tip. The record is from RefSeq and is a predicted model, not a curated record. The transcript has 2 exons.